AAAACCCACUAACCGGAGUCUCCACGUGCAGUUUGAGUUGGGAUUUAGAGAGAGAGCAGAAGCACCACCCCUUUCGCCCUUCCCUUCUCUCUCUCUCUCUCUCAAAAUCUAUCGUCACUUUUGCAACCAGAGAAAGCUUCUCUGCCUUCGGCCACCGAUCGUUUGGUUUCUGGGCAAAUAAAUGUUUUCCCAAUUGAGCUGUCGCUUUCCGGGAAUAUUUCCGGUGGCAAAGUGAUAGUUGCCUUUGCUUCUCAACCGCCAAUACCGAUUAGAGUUGGAGCAUGCGAGAUCUGGAUAACUGGAAUUCUGAUCGAUUGCCAAUUGAAAAGAGGAUGGAUUGGGGUCUGGGAACUAAGAUGCGUCUGUUUGCGACUUGUUUGUUCGUAUCUUGAAACCUAUGGGGUGUGGAUUUGUAGGUGAAGAAUUCGGUCUCUUCUGGUUGUCUGGUUGUUUUGGGGAUAGAUUUCCAGUUCGAAAAACUAUAUUGUCCUGUGGGUUGCUUUUGUGAUUUGGUGUCUAGAGAUGAAAAUAGAGAUGGGGACGGCGGGCGGCGGGGUUUGGAGUGAUGAAGAUAAGGCUUUGGCGGCCGCGGUUUUGGGGACUAGGGCUUUUGAUUACUUGAUGUCGAGCUUGGUCUCGUCCGAAGGCUCUUUGGUGGCGAUAGGGAGUGAUGAGAACUUGCAGAAUAAGCUCUCAGAUCUGGUGGACCGCCCCAACGCAGCCAAUUUCAGCUGGAAUUAUGCGAUUUUCUGGCAAAUUUCGCGAUCCCGGACAGGUGAUUUGGUGUUAGGAUGGGGGGAUGGGUCCUGUAGAGAGCCCAAGGAAGGGGAGGAGUCUGAAGUAUUGCGGAUUCUGAAUUUCAGGCUCGAGGAUGAGACCCAACAGAGGAUGAGGAAAAGGGUACUUCAGAAAUUGCAUACAUUGUCUGGGGGAUUGGAUGAAGAUGGUUAUGCCUUUGGAUUGGACAGGGUUACGGAUACUGAAAUGUUCUUCUUGGCAUCCAUGUACUUUCUGUUCCCUCGAGGAGAAGGCGGCCCGGGGAAAUGUUUUGCAUCUGGGAAGCAUGUGUGGCUCUCGGACAUAUUGAAGACGUCGGAUGAAUAUUGUGUUAGAUCAUUCCUUGCAAAGUCUUCUGGAAUCCAGACUGUUGUUUUGAUCCCGACUGAUAUCGGCGUUGUUGAAUUAGGAUCGGUGAGAUCCAUACCUGAGAGCUUGGAGCUGGUUCAGUCAAUGAGAUCAUCAUUUUCGUCGUUUUCAUCCCUACUCAGGGCCAAGACAAUAGCAGCCACUCCGGUUUUGAGUGAGAAGAAAGAAGGCAGUGCUCAUUUCUUGAACGUGCGUGUUGGGGAUGGGGUUCCAAAGAUCUUUGGGCAGGAUUUGAACAUGGUUCGCUCCCAAUUCAGGGAGAAGCUUGCUGUUCGAAAGGCCGAGGAGAGGCCUUGGGAGGCAUAUCCAAAUGGAAGUCAGAAUCCAUUUACAAAUGCUCGAAAUGGACUUCACGGUUCAGGUUGGACCCAAUUCCAUGGAGGGAAACAGUCGUCGGUGCUAGAAAUUUAUAGCCCUCAGACUCCAGUGAACAAUCCACCUGGCCUUGUCAAUGGUUUCAGGGAAGACUUCCGGCUUAAGAACUACCUGCCUCCAAAAUCAGUACCGUUGCAGAUUGAUUUCACGGGAGGUGCCACAUCGAGGCCUUGUACGAUACCUGGUCCAGUUAGUGUUGAAUCUGAGCAUUCAGAUGUUGAGGCUUCGGUGAAGGAUGAGCAGGCUGACCAAGCAGAUGGAAAGAGGCCUCGGAAGCGGGGAAGGAAGCCUGCAAAUGGAAGAGAAGAGGCCCUCAAUCAUGUUGAAGCUGAGAGGCAGCGGAGAGAAAAGCUGAACCAAAGGUUCUAUGCACUGCGAGCAGUUGUCCCCAAUAUCUCAAAGAUGGACAAAGCCUCGCUGUUGGGAGAUGCCAUUGCUUACAUUACUGAGCUCCAGAAGAAGCUCAAGGACAUGGAAUCCGAGAGGGAAAAAUUGGGAAGUACCUCAAGGGAAUCGUUCCCUGAAGAGGCCAGUAACCCAACUACAGAAAACCGAAACCAAGUUCCUGAGAUCAAAAUCGAAGCUGCUGCUCCUGAUGAAGUCAUCGUAAGGGUUAGCUGCCAUUUGGAUACCCAUCCUGUAUCAAGAGUCAUCCGAGCGUUCAAAGAGGCGCAGAUCACAGUCGUGGACUCGAAACUUGCCGCCGGGACCGACACCGUGUUUCACACAUUUGUGAUCAAGUCUCAAGGCUUGGAACAGGUCACAAAGGAAAGGUUAAUUGCUGCAUUAUCUGGUGAAUCCAACUCCUUGUAGCCUUAAUCAUAUAUGCUGGAUAAUACUGUAUUUUGCUUAGUUUGUAGGCCAAAUAUGUUAAUGUGACAGGUAGAAGCCAUUGAACAGCUUCUGCUGUGGCACAGGCAUUCAAACAGAGGAUGGAUCUUAAGCACUAAGGAGCAGCAGUGCCAGUGCUGGCUAGAAAAUAGAAAAAUAACUAGUAUUGACCAAGUAGGGUAGCAAUUUUCUCUCUUUGUUUAUAGUAUAAAUAUUCUGUCACUUCAUAUGGAAGUAUUAUCGCAAGAUUAUUGAACCCCCUUUUUUUUUUUGGCUUGUUUCAGCCCCUGAUAUAUAUAUAGUUCCUUCCUCUUCUUUCAUUAA
Molecule: messenger RNA, 2676 nt
Organism: Diospyros lotus (date-plum)
Lineage: Eukaryota; Viridiplantae; Streptophyta; Magnoliopsida; Ericales; Ebenaceae
Product: transcription factor MTB1-like
Exons: 2
Coding region: 523-2334 (603 amino acids)
Biological process (GO): regulation of DNA-templated transcription
Cellular component (GO): nucleus
Molecular function (GO): transcription cis-regulatory region binding; protein dimerization activity; DNA-binding transcription factor activity
Source: RefSeq, a predicted model, not a curated record